AUGCAUCUUCCUAUGAAAAUAUUGUCAUUUGAUGGAGAAAUUGAUACAGACUCAAUAAUGUGCCCUCAUAACACCACGUGCCCUGAUAACACACGUGCCCUCACAACACCACCUGCCCUCAUAACACCAGCUACCCUCACCAUACCAGGUGCCCUCAUAACACCGGGGGCCCCUCAAACCAGCUGCCCUCAUAACACCAGUUACCCUCAUAACACCAGCUACCCUUACCAUACCAGAUGCCCUCAUAACACCAGCUACCCUUACCAUACCAGAUGCCCUCAUAACACGGGGCCCCUUAACACCAGCUACCCUCACAACACCAGGUGCCCUCAUAACACCGGGGGCCCCUUAACACCGGGUGCCCUCACACCCCACCUGCCCUACACUCACAACACCAGCUACCAUCACACCACCACCUGCCCUCAUAACACCAGCUACCCUCAUAACACCAGCUGCCCCUUAACACCAGCUACCCUCACAACACCAGGUGCCCUCAUAACACCAGCUGCCCUUAACACCGGCUACCCUCAUAACCCAGGUGCCCUCAUAACACCGGGGUCCCUUAACACCAGGUGCCCUCACCACCGGGGGGGGGGGCCUCACCACCUGCCCUAUACACCAGCUACCCUCACCAUACCAGAUGCCCUCAUAACACCGGGGGUCCCUUAA
Molecule: messenger RNA, 669 nt
Organism: Penaeus vannamei (Pacific white shrimp)
Lineage: Eukaryota; Metazoa; Arthropoda; Malacostraca; Decapoda; Penaeidae
Source: RefSeq, a predicted model, not a curated record